Messenger RNA from Ochotona princeps (American pika), 1485 nucleotides. It is a transcript of the gene TCF24, whose product is annotated as transcription factor 24. The record is from RefSeq and is a predicted model, not a curated record. Gene Ontology annotation, molecular function: protein dimerization activity; DNA-binding transcription factor activity, RNA polymerase II-specific; RNA polymerase II transcription regulatory region sequence-specific DNA binding. Lineage: Eukaryota; Metazoa; Chordata; Mammalia; Lagomorpha; Ochotonidae. The transcript has 3 exons. Gene Ontology annotation, biological process: regulation of transcription by RNA polymerase II; developmental process. Bases 292 to 795 code for a protein of 167 amino acids.
UUGAUUAAUGACCCUAGGACCGCUGUCCCCGGCGAGAGCCCCUUUCGGUGGGCGCGGACCUGCGCGCGACCUGCCGUCGUGGCUCCAAGCCUAUGCCAAAGCAGGAAGGCACCCGCAUAAAAGGCGCAGCCAGCGGCGGCUGAAAGCGGCCGUCCACUCGGACUGUGGCUGGAUGAGGAUGGAGUGCCCGGUGCGGUCCUGACCAGGCAGACCCGGCCCGACGGUUUGUACAGGGGAACUCAGCUCCGCGCGUCCGCUCCAGAGAAAGCGCGCGCCGGCCUGGAAGGGGCCAUGGAGCGCGGCCGCCCCGCGGGCAGCUCCCUGAGCGCCGACGCCCAACCCGUGCCUCCGGCCGCCGACCCCGGGGAGCCGAGCCCGGGGCGGGCUGGACUGGGGUCCACCGGUCCCGGGGGCGGCGUGCGCUCGGGGGGCGGCCGGCCGGCGGCGGCCAACGCGGCGCGGGAGCGCAGCCGGGUGCAGACCCUGCGGCACGCCUUCCUGGAGCUGCAGCGCACACUGCCGUCGGUGCCGCCCGACACCAAGCUGUCCAAGCUGGACGUGCUGCUGCUGGCCACCACCUACAUUGCGCACCUCACCCGCAGCCUGCAGGACGACGCUGACUCGCCGGCCGACCCCGGGCUGGGCGCCUUGCGUGGCGAUGGUUACUUGCACCCGGUCAAGAAAUGGCCCAUGCGAUCAAGAUUAUACAUUGGUGCUACUGGUCAAUUCCUGAAGAAUUCUGUCCCUGGAGAAAAGGCGAGCCACACUGACUCUCCAACCGACUCGCAGCCUUAGCAUCAGCCGUGGGGAGGCACGGGGCGGGGCUGGUGGAAGAGCACGUGUCCUUAAAUGUUAUGAAAUAACUCUAUAUUUAUUAUAUCAUCCAUAACAAGCACCAUAUCUGAAAGUUUAAAUCUGAACCUGCAUUUUAAACACGCACAGUGUAUUUAUUCAUUGUGAGAGUCAUUGCUGUAUUGUGCAAGAGAAAUUAUUAGGAACAAAGAUGUAAAAGUAAACAAUUGUAUAUAUAUAUAUGUGUGUGUGUUAUAUGUCCUAAGAGUACACAUUUUUGGCAGUGUAUUUAUUAAAAACAAAAGCUUGCAUCUACCAAUACAUCGAUCUUCCUAUUUCAAAAAAAAAAUCUGUGUCUGAGGUUUACCAGUUCCAUUUUUGUGAUAAGCAGUUGUAUUUACAGUUUGCCUGUGAAGCCAUUUCAUUUAGAAGUUAUGAGGACAUUUAUUUAGCUAAGUAAAAUAUUUGUCAAAAGAUUAAAGUAAUAUAGAAAUGUGGUAACUUCCAUCACUGCUUCUUUUUCCCUCUUAAAAAAACUUUCUUGGAGUAUCAGAAAUGAUGUGCUUCAUACAUGAGCACAUGGCCACCUCCCUAGAGGUUUAUUCAAGUGGUGGAAGACACCAGGGAGGUCUGCACACAAGGGUGUCACAGGACGGCAGGAGCGUCAGUCUCCUCCUUGGUCCCUCCAUCUGU